AUGGGUGUGAAUGCCUCAGACUGGUUCUUCCCCACCCUGGCUCCAGAGCUGGACCCCUGCAGUAACUACACUGAAGCCUGGCUGUGGCUGUCCUCCCUGCAGCCGGCCUACCUGGUUAUUAUCAGCAUGGUGGGCUUGGUAGGGAACGGCCUGGUUCUCUGUGUGUUCUGCCUGCAGAGGAAGCCCUGCACCGUGGCAGAUGUCUACCUGGGGAACCUGGCAGCUGCCGAUCUCAUCAUGAUGACCUGCCUUCCCUUCUGGGCUGUCACCAUUGCCCGGGGCUACCAGUGGGACUUUGGAGAGGUCCUCUGUAAGCUGGUCAAUGUGGCCAUCUCUAUGAACUACAUCUGCAGUGUUCUGUUCCUCAUGCUGGUCAGCGUGGACCGAUAUCUUGCCUUGGUGAAGCCCAUGAGCACCAGUCGUCUAAGGAGAGCCUCCUGGGCCAAGCGUAUCUGCCUUGGGGUCUGGACGAUGGGCUUCCUCUUCACUCUCCCCACACUGUUCUUCCGCACAAUGAUGUACGUAGAAGAUCCCGGGGUGGAUGCCUGCAUUUUAGCCUACCCCCACCCAGCAUGGAGGUUGCACCACAACAUCACCAGGAACGUGUUGGGCUUCCUAAUCCCUGUCCUGGUGGUGGGGUACUGCACUCGUCACAUUGUUUCUGUGCUGAACGACCGGGAAGUCCUCUGGCUCCCUGGGGUUAGGGCGGAGAGGAAGGCCACCUCAUUGGUUCUGGCCGUGCUCGCUGUCUUCCUCUUCUGCUGGACACCUCACCAGGUGAUGCGCUUCCUGGACACUCUGGAUUACUUCCAUGUCACACCCGGAUGCCUCUGGGGUCAUGUCCUGGACAUCGGCAUACAGUUGUCCACAUAUUUGGCGUACAGCAACAGUGCUGUGAACCCUUUCCUGUUUGUCAUUGUAGGGAAGCAUUUCAGGAAACGUGCAAAAGAGGUGUUUGGAAAGACUUUAAACCCCUGGUCAAAAGACAUGUCCUACCUGACU
Messenger RNA from Notothenia coriiceps (black rockcod), 1002 nucleotides. RefSeq names its product B2 bradykinin receptor. NCBI's taxonomy places the organism in Eukaryota, Metazoa, Chordata, Actinopteri, Perciformes, Nototheniidae. The record is from RefSeq and is a predicted model, not a curated record. Gene Ontology annotation, cellular component: membrane; external side of plasma membrane. The annotation marks the transcript as partial. Gene Ontology annotation, molecular function: C-C chemokine receptor activity; C-C chemokine binding; bradykinin receptor activity. The transcript has a single exon. Gene Ontology annotation, biological process: cell chemotaxis; immune response; G protein-coupled receptor signaling pathway.